Messenger RNA from Trachemys scripta elegans, 2006 nucleotides. RefSeq names its product adrenoceptor beta 1 (gene ADRB1). Lineage: Eukaryota; Metazoa; Chordata; Testudines; Emydidae. The record is from RefSeq and is a predicted model, not a curated record. Gene Ontology annotation, cellular component: membrane. Gene Ontology annotation, biological process: norepinephrine-epinephrine-mediated vasodilation involved in regulation of systemic arterial blood pressure; positive regulation of heart rate by epinephrine-norepinephrine; adenylate cyclase-activating adrenergic receptor signaling pathway. Gene Ontology annotation, molecular function: beta1-adrenergic receptor activity.
GCGGCAGCGGCCGGGAGAUCGCUCCGGCUGCCGCUGCAGGGAGGGCGCCCCGCCUCGCCUUCAUGCCUCCAGCCUGGCGCCGCAGCCGGCUGCCCUGAGCCGCCCCAGCCAUGGGCGAUGGCUGUCUCGCCCCAGAUUGCAACCCCCCCAACCGAUCCAGCUCCCCGCCGCCCGUCCCCCCCAGCAGCGCCUCCACCCUGCCCUACCCGCCGGGCAGCAGGGAGCUGCCCUCCCACCAGUGGGCGGUGGGCAUGCUGAUGGCCCUGAUGGUGCUGCUGAUCGUGGUGGGCAACGCGCUGGUGAUCGCGGCCAUCGGGCGCACGCAGCGGCUGCAGACCCUCACCAACCUCUUCAUCACCUCGCUGGCCUGCGCCGACCUGGUGAUGGGCUCGCUGGUGGUGCCCUUCGGGGCCACGCUGGUGGUACGGGGCCACUGGGUCUGGGGCUCUUUCCUGUGCGAGUGCUGGACCUCGCUGGACGUGCUGUGCGUGACGGCCAGCAUCGAGACCCUGUGCGUUAUUGCCAUCGACCGCUACCUGGCCAUCACCUCGCCUUUCCGCUACCAGAGCCUCAUGACCAAGGGCCGGGCCAAGGGCAUCAUCUGCACGGUCUGGGCCAUCUCUGCCCUGGUCUCCUUCCUGCCCAUUAUGAUGCAUUGGUGGCGGGAUGGAGAUCCCCAGGCUCUGGAGUGCUACCAGAACCCCAACUGCUGCGACUUUGUCACCAACAGGGCCUAUGCCAUCGCCUCCUCCAUUAUCUCCUUCUACAUCCCCCUGAUCAUCAUGAUCUUCGUGUACAUCCGAGUCUACCGGGAGGCCAAGGAGCAGAUGAGGAAGAUAGACAGGUGCGAGGGCAGGUUUUACUGCAGCCAUCCCCAGCCUCCUGCCCCAGCCCAAUCCCAUCAGCCCAUCCUGGGCAAUGGCAGAACCAGCAGGAGAAGGACCUCCAGGAUCCUGGCCUUGAAGGAGCAAAAAGCCCUCAAGACCUUAGGCAUCAUCAUGGGUGUCUUCACCCUCUGCUGGCUCCCUUUCUUCCUGGUCAACGUGGUCAAGGUCUUCAGCAGGGACCUGGUGCCAGACCAGCUCUUCGUCUUUUUCAACUGGCUGGGCUAUGCCAACUCGGCUUUCAACCCCAUCAUCUAUUGCCGCAGCCCCGACUUCCGCAAGGCCUUCAAGAGGCUGCUCUGCUGCCCCAGGAAAGCUGACCGGAGGCUGCACGCCAGCGCUGAGGAGUUCUCCCGGUACCCAGGGAGCUUCAUCAAUACUUUGGGCACCCCCGAGCGCAGCCUAGGAGGGACAUGGUCUGAUUGCAAUGGGGGCACACAGGGAGGCAGUGACUCCAGCCUGGAGGAGAGGAAUAGCAAAAUUUCCUAUUCGGAAUCCAAGAUGAACAGUAAAAAUGAAUUCCUUGUAUCAAAAAAUUACUGCACAUUUUAAAAAAAUGACAACGUAGCCAUUUUUUGCACAGUGUCAAGAAUUGUAAAGAGAAUUGAAGAUGUUACUUGCACAAAAAGUCGAAUUACAAAUAAAACGGGGUUUAAAUAACAUCAAACCCCAGAUCUAUUUCUGUUCUUGUCUGCUAUGUUACAAUUUUACUGAGAGUUACUUUUUAAAUAUUAUUUUAUCAAGGUACUGUAAAUGUAUCGAUAUUAUAAAUUAAAGUAUCUUAAGGGUCUUUUUAUUUUUAUUUUUUAUGUCCAGGUGCCCACGUGAAUCUGCUGUUAUUUUAGCACUUGUGUCUCAUUUCCAUUUUCCUCUUCUGUGUGUGUGUUUUAUAGCAUAUUUAUACUCUGGUGCAAUUUACUACUGUGUAAGUAAUCGGUCAAUGUGCAAUAAAUGUCGUUGCAUCACAAGCAGGUUAUGUUCAGUGUUUCUCUAUAGGUUCAGAAACGAUACCCAGCUAGAAUGAAAGAACAGAGUUUGUUUUGCUUGGAAAUAUGGAUCGGGUUAACGAUACAGUCCUGUCUAACGGCUUUUCCUGACACAAUAUUGUAAGAAAGAAAGAAA